AUGUCGCAGUCCCAGCGUCAAGCCUCCUGGCGUCAAGGCCCUUCCGGACCGCCUAGAGCAUACCGAGAAGGCAACAACAGACACCGAAAUGACUUGGUCCUGGUCGACAGUAUGGCCCUUCAGACAGUCAAGAUAACCGGCAGCAACAAGGUUCCUGGCCUCUCCGUGCACAGCGACAGCAGCGGCGGAGGAAGACAGCUCAACAUCUACACCAAGCUUGCUGAAGCGAAGAGCACCAUUUGCUUCAAGGUCGACAGCGAAGAUGCUGCUCUUCAGGCGUAUCGUCAAGUCCGAGAUAUGAAUCCCUCGGCGCCUGUGGGAGGCAUCAUUUUUAGCGUGGCUCCAAAGGCGGACAACCAGUUUGUUGAUGUCAAGACCAUUGACUGGUCAUCUAUGGUCGCCCCUCGCUCUGAAGAGGCCUCUGAUGGCUGGUCGGACCUUGAGGAAACGCUCUUCCAGGCUCUUCUUGCCAAACGUCCUGGUAAAGACGCAACCUCGACUCCCGCCAAGGAUACCGAGUCCAUCGACAGCGCUCGUUCCCUGUUUGGAUCUACUCCUGUGAAGAACACCCGGGUUGCCGACAGUCCUCAUUCCGCGUUUGGAUCCAUUCCUGCUGAGGACACCCAGUCCAUCAGCAGCAUUGGUUCCACGCUUGGGAUUCCUUUGAGGCGCACACGUUGA
Fusarium vanettenii 77-13-4 is the source of this 681-nucleotide messenger RNA. RefSeq lists its product as uncharacterized. The transcript is spliced from 2 exons. NCBI's taxonomy places the organism in Eukaryota, Fungi, Ascomycota, Sordariomycetes, Hypocreales, Nectriaceae. The record is from RefSeq and is a predicted model, not a curated record. Bases 1 to 681 code for a protein of 226 amino acids.